AUGAUCAUUUCUGAGUUUCAUCAUUUCAUCUUUUACAAGAAAAGGUCCUUGGCAACGCCGGCCACCUCAACGUGGUACCAAGGUCCAGUACUUUGUAUUCUCGGGGGAAGUCAAAAACCAAGAGUCAGCAAUGUUUUUCUUCUGGAAGACCCGUUGACCCUUAGGCUAAGGCGUUAUAAAGCACCGGGGCCAGCCGCGUCGUGCUGGGGCGGAAAUAUAUCCAAGAAGGUCCUGGGGCACCUUCCGACGUGCUAUCAGCAGCAUCACCCACACCAGGUUGCUGCUAUGUGGUGGUGUAGAGGAAAAUCCCGGCCCUUCACUGCGAGGAAUGCAGUGGAACCCAGCUGGACUUAUCCAGGCCAAGAGGCUUGUUCUCCACUAAAACCUUUGUUGAGGAAAAUGUGA
Molecule: messenger RNA, 405 nt
Organism: Trypanosoma theileri
Lineage: Eukaryota; Euglenozoa; Kinetoplastea; Trypanosomatida; Trypanosomatidae
Exons: 1
Coding region: 1-405 (134 amino acids)
Source: RefSeq, a predicted model, not a curated record